CAUAAUCAAAGUCUCAGCAGUAAUCUUUACCAUUUCUCAUGAUGCGCAGCCAUUUCAUUUGUCUCAUAGUCGUAUCUAUGAUGAUUAUGCUGCUGGAUAUGCCUUCCCAGAGCUAUGCAGCAAGUGAACCAGUGUGCACAUAUCGCAAUUCCGAGGAUGAGACCAUUUUCAUUAAAUAUUUGCCACUACUGAAGAGGGGACAGGACUAUGUGGAUUUUGGCAAGGAUGGCAAAUGCCUUAAACGUGCUAUCUGCACGGAUACCUUUAAAACAAUUGUCGAGGAUUGCUCCACACAGAAAAUCACUUGCAACAACAAGGAUCGGCAUACGGGCGUAUUCCCUGCCUGCUGUAUUAAAUGCCAUUAAAAACACGUAUGACAUAUGUAUGACGGUGACUUAACUUUUUAAUCCUGAAACUGGGUUAAAGGUUCUUUCGCAAGCCCUUUUUAUAAGAUAAGAUAGGCAUUGAUGUUUCAGAUAUUGUAUUUUGAAAAUGUACCGCUAUAUUAUAAAGCUCAAUGACUUUGAGAACAAAAAGAAAGAAAUAAAUGUCGUUUCUACAUGGCAUAAGUUUUGACACGAA
Messenger RNA from Drosophila willistoni, 582 nucleotides. RefSeq lists its product as uncharacterized. The transcript has 3 exons. The record is from RefSeq and is a predicted model, not a curated record. Bases 39 to 365 code for a protein of 108 amino acids. NCBI's taxonomy places the organism in Eukaryota, Metazoa, Arthropoda, Insecta, Diptera, Drosophilidae.